Messenger RNA from Telopea speciosissima, 1119 nucleotides. RefSeq names its product cysteine-rich repeat secretory protein 38-like. The transcript is spliced from 6 exons. The annotation marks the transcript as partial. The record is from RefSeq and is a predicted model, not a curated record. NCBI's taxonomy places the organism in Eukaryota, Viridiplantae, Streptophyta, Magnoliopsida, Proteales, Proteaceae.
UUAAAUGUACAAUUCCUCCUUUCUCUAUCGUCGAAUGCUACUUCCGGUACCGGAUUCUAUAUCGCCGACAUCGGUGAUGGUUCAGACAAGGUGUAUGGUCAAUUCCUAUGUAGAGGUGAUAUCACACCCGAAGAUUGUCAAACUUGUGUGGGGAAUGCAAGUGAAGAGAUCAAACCAAUUUGUACCAACAUGAUCUCGGCGAUUGCUUGGUACGAUAAUUGUAUGAUAAGGUACUCGAACGUAUCCUUCUUUUCAAUUUUGCAAGGAGAACCAUUCUUUCAUUAUUUUGAUCAAGAGACCAUCUCCGAGUUGGAUCAGUAUAACCAGACAGUGAGAGAUUUGAUGGAUCAGCUUAGGAAAGAAGCCGCUUAUGGUUCUACUACUCCGAAGUACUAUGCAGCAGGUGAAGAGAAGUACUAUACAGGGAAUGACAUUGUGUAUGGGCUAGUGCAGUGCAACCCUAAUAUAACUCAGGUUGAGUGCAGUGAUUGCCUAAAUGGGAGUAUUAGUCUUGAUGUUCCAAAGUUACUCUAUCCAUACAAAGCUGGGAAAAUUCUUAAACCAAGUUGUAAUAUAAGGUACCAGUUCAACAAUCCUUUCUAUCGGCAGGCUAUCACAGAUGGUAAUGUUGCAUCUGGACACAGUGCUGGUUACCAGUGGGUGCUGGGAAAACCAUUGGGGGUAACACCCUUGUCUCUAUACUUAGAGAUAGAAGCAGGUAAAGGGAGAAGUUGGACACUAAUUAUCGUUAUCAUCGUUGUUGUUAUUGUUGCGACAUUUAUUGCAAUUAUUGUAAUCUCCAUCCUCUAUCUACGUGUUCGAAGGAGGAAGCAAAAGCUCAAAGUUGAAGGUCCCAUGUUAGCAAUCAAUGUUGGCCUCAUCCUAGGAGCAUUGGAUCCUUCGAUAGUGACUGGAAGUGGAUCAUCAACCACUUCAAUGGAAAGUCUUGCAUUGACUCCGUUGAUUUGCAUAUUCUAUUUAGAAGAAGAUGAUAAGAUUGAGAUUACAAAUGUCGACUCCUUACAAUUCAACUUGGAUACAAUAAGAGCUGCCACAGACAACUUCUCUGAGGCAAAUAAGCUUGGACAAGGAGGAUUUGGAGCUGUUUACAAGUUCUAG